AUGGAAAUGAGAAUGUCUGAUGAAGACGGUGCACUUGGCUGUUUAAAAUUAAAAGAGGAGGAAAAUAAAGCAACUUUUAUGAAGGAAAAGGCAAACUAUUUUCAACAGCUUCAACGCCAAGGACAAUUCUGUAAUUGUACGAUUAGUGUUGGUGGAGAGCUGUUUAAAGUGCAUCUGGAGAUUCUAUGUGCCUCAUCAGAAUAUUUCGAUAGCAUCAUCAGACGUGAUUCAGAUUUUGAGGAUGUUGUUUCCCUUCACAAUAUGACUCCCGAAACAUUUCAGUCUAUGCUGAAUUACUUAUAUACUGGAAGCGUGGAGAUCAAUUCUUCUAAUAUUGUUGAUAUUUACAUUGCUGCUGACUUUCUAAUUUUAAAUGCCGUGCUCGAUCGAUGUCGCGACUUUUUUCGUGAUAACAAAGAUAAAGACAUAGAGGCAGGCGCCACGCUUGUUAGUCUCUAUGACGACGAAAUAAUCUUUAGGCAUAUUAUCGAAAAACGUAACUUUAUUAAAAAGAAAGACCAGCUACGUCAACUUGGACCCAGUUACUUUUUCAAGAUGUUGCGACAUAUAACUCGUCCAUUAUUUAUUGACAAAGGCAUCAUGUAUAUGGGUUCGUAUUACAUACAGAGAUUGCAAGAUUUAUUCAGUGAUAUCUUCCCAGAAGAAACGCGAAAAAUUACAAAGGAAGAUUGUGAAUCAAAUUUAACAGCCUGUCCCCGUGAUAUUGCCAUGACUCGAUUCCUAGCCGGCUGCAUGUACAUCCAUGACUCUUCUGUUGAUUUUGUCGAUGAGACAGAAUACUCGCCAUGGGAAAAUUUUCCGCCCGAUACCUGGACCAUUUCAAAGAUGGUAUUUUAUAUACUUCCAAAUUGGGGUGAUACGGUCGGUCUUAUUGGAGGUGUUGAUGUGGAGUAUCGCAAUAUUUGGACCAGUGAGCGAAGAAUGGCUUCUUCACCAUUCACAGACUUAAUUCCAUCAGACUACGAUAGAAAGAUAUUAGAAUUGGAAGUAGGCGAGACAGUGAAUGGCUUCACAGUUAACAGCGGUUGGUUGGUCGAUAAGAUGACCUUCACUACCUCAUACGGUCGGAAAUUGGGACCUUUUGGUCGCAGUGGAGGAGGUAACUGUGCGUCGAUGAGAAUCCCGAGAGAGAAGUAUUCGAAUCUCCAGCAAAGUGGUGAGAAGCGGACUUUUUUGGCCGUUGCUCUGCAUGGAUUCUCCUUCUCCAUAGUCAGAACUCAUAAUUGUUACACCUGGUAUAAUGUCCGUUUCGUCUAUUCUGGCAUAAAUGCGCAUUUGGACGGUAUCAGGGGCAUUAGAAAUUAA
This is a messenger RNA of Rodentolepis nana, 1326 nucleotides long. The record is from the annotation of a GenBank genome assembly. NCBI's taxonomy places the organism in Eukaryota, Metazoa, Platyhelminthes, Cestoda, Cyclophyllidea, Hymenolepididae.